GACAAAACGUGUGCGGGACGUGAUGUUUAUGAGCAUAGGGACCUUUCGUAUAAAUCAAGAACUCCCUCGUCUUCUUCUUCCUCAAUUUCUGGGUGAUCGUAAAACCCUAGAACCAAUCUCGUUCACGAUUUCGUUCAAUUAACAGCUCGAAUUGAUUGAGUGAAUUGCAAUAUUGUAUGGCGAGUUUUGAGGGGAGGGUUUCGUUUUCGUCCCUUCCUAAGAUAGAGAAAAGCAAUACCCAAUUCCACUAUGCUGAUGAUGACUUCAUCGAUGCCGAAUGGCCUGUGCACGAAGGCGGAGGCGGUAUGACUUACCCAUCAGUUUCAAAAGCUGAGAAGCAAGAUUAUUCGUAUCAAUUUCCCCCGGAAUUUGAUAGUUUUGGAGAUGACACUGGAUAUGAUUCUAGCCAGGAGCAUUGUGGUUCUGGGGAGAUGGGUGGGCCGCCGGAGGUGAACUUGAAGAAUGUGUUGACCGGGAUGAUUGCCAUUGUGACUGGCCGGAACAAAGUUGCUCCCGGUGAAACACCUGAGCAGCAGCAGCAGCAACCCACUUCGAAUGUUUCAUUUCUCGGCGCAGAAAAGAAUGGUGAUACUUACUUGCAUUCCUCGGUUUACACGCCCAGUGCCCCGCCCCUUUUUGAGCCGGUUGCCUUUAAUUAUAGUGCAUACAAGGAAAUUUUGGAGGCUGAACCCCCUGAAUGGCUUCCUGACAGUUCGAGUAUAGUUUGCAUGCAGUGCACUUCUCCUUUCACUGCCUUAACUCGUGGGAGACAUCAUUGCCGAUUCUGUGGGGGGAUUUUCUGCAGAACAUGUAGUAAAGGAAGGUGCUUGUUGCCUGUCAAGUUUAGGGAGAGGAAUCCGCAGAGGGUCUGCGAUGCCUGCUAUGACAGGUUGGAUCCUUUGCAGGGUAUUCUUAUUAACAGCAUUAGCAAUGCUGCACAAGCAGCAAAGCAUGACGUCAUGGAUUGGACAUGCACAAGAGGAUGGUUAAAUCUUCCUGUUGGUUUCUCCAUGGAACAAGAGAUAUACAAAGCAACCAACACAUUGAGAAGUUACUCCCAGGUUUCUAGGCUGAAUCCGGAGAGGUCCAUACCCUUGGCUGUUCUCAAAGGAGCCAAAGGCCUGGCAAUCCUAACCGUUGCUAAAGCUGGUGCACUACUUUCUUACAAACUUGGUACUGGUUUGGUGGUUUCUCGAAGGUCAGAUGGAUCAUGGUCUGCUCCAUCAGCCAUAUGUUCUGUUGGCUUAGGAUGGGGUGCACAGAUUGGGGGUGAGCUCAUGGACUUCAUCAUUGUCCUUCCUGAUAUAAAAGCUGUGAAAACCUUUUGUAGUCGCAUGCAUUUCUCUCUUGGUGCUGGGUGUAGUGCUGCAGCAGGACCUAUUGGUAGAGUACUAGAAGCAGAUAUGCGUGCUGGAGACAGGGGUUCUGGAAUGUGCUAUACAUACAGUUGUAGCAAAGGUGCAUUUGUAGGAGUAUCAUUAGAAGGAAAUGUUGUUGCCACAAGGAUGGAUACAAAUCUUCAAUUUUAUGGCGACCCUUACCUGACGACUAAUGAUAUACUUCUUGGGACAGUGGAAAGACCAAAGGCCGCGGAGCCCCUGUAUGGGGCCCUUCAAUCCCUCUACUCCAGUCUACAGUCCUAGAUAAUUUAGUUGCUUCUGAUCGACUACUUGGUCAAGUUUUAUGUUUAAAACAGUAAAUUGGCUUAAGAAUUCCGAUCUUCAUUUGUUGCCUUUGUCAAUUGUAUAUGAGAAAUUUAUAGGCAUUGGUUUAUACGUUUGGUCAUUAACGCUUUACCCUCCCCCUAUUGUGAGUUCACUUGGAACUGCUCUUGUAUAUAAGCAAAAAAAUUUGUAUUUACUUUGGCCUGAGUUC
Rosa chinensis is the source of this 1875-nucleotide messenger RNA. RefSeq lists its product as uncharacterized. The record is from RefSeq and is a predicted model, not a curated record. Gene Ontology annotation, molecular function: phosphatidylinositol binding; metal ion binding. Lineage: Eukaryota; Viridiplantae; Streptophyta; Magnoliopsida; Rosales; Rosaceae. The transcript is spliced from 5 exons. The coding region runs from base 177 to 1643 and encodes 488 amino acids.